Messenger RNA from Ipomoea nil (Japanese morning glory), 3326 nucleotides. Its product is annotated as G-type lectin S-receptor-like serine/threonine-protein kinase At4g27290. Gene Ontology annotation, biological process: protein phosphorylation; recognition of pollen. The transcript is spliced from 8 exons. Lineage: Eukaryota; Viridiplantae; Streptophyta; Magnoliopsida; Solanales; Convolvulaceae. Gene Ontology annotation, molecular function: ATP binding; protein serine/threonine kinase activity. The record is from RefSeq and is a predicted model, not a curated record. Bases 524 to 2968 code for a protein of 814 amino acids.
UUGUCUUUCUUUAUCCUGUUGUUUUCACCUGAUUUAUGAGCCGCUAAUGUGAACUAGGCUAGCCAGUUGUAACGUGUAAAGACAUAGACAUAGACAUCAAACUACUUGGUACUAAAUUUACUCAAAAUGAUAGUGAUGUUGGUGACCUAGGAGUCUCUUUGUUGGACUUGUUGUUGUGAAAUAUUGACUAAGGUAAUUCCUUUUGCAAAUGAAAUUACUAAAUCAAUACAAUGGUCCACUGUUAAUCAUUUCUUUUUAUUUCUUGUAGCUCUCAGAGAGGUAGGGUGAAAGCAGUGUCAGGGACACAUAUGUUGAAACUUUAGAGUAUGUGAAGCCAAACUUGGCAGACUUUUCAAGCAUAGAAAUUUAUUUGUUUCGGAGAAGUAUCAUAUGAUAUGACAAGUUUUGGAAUAGUAUGUCUUCUAUAUCUUGAAACUGCUCUGGAAGUUUGCCUCAUGUUAUAAUAUCUUCGAAGAAUUCUUUUCACCUUUCAAUAUAUUCUGGAGUAAAAUCUUAUGCGCCAAUGAACAGUCUUUGGCUUAUAGUUUGGUAUGCUUCUUUUUCUUUAUGCUGUUUACUCAGGGAAGCUGAUGCUCUACAGUACAGGAUUACUCCGUCUCAAUCUUUAAGUGAUGGUGAAAGCUUAGUUUCAGAGGAGGGAAGUUUUGAACUUGGUUUCUUUAGUCCGGGCAGCUCCAAGUAUCGUUACUUGGGUAUUUGGUAUAGGAAUAUUGCUGUCAGGACUGUAGUGUGGGUUGCAAAUCGAAAGAUCCCGAUUAAAGAUUUGUCAGGUGUCUUGACGGUUAACAACACAGGAAGUCUUGUGCUGUUGAGUGGGAAAAGCAAUGAUAUUUGGUCGACAAAUUCAUUUAGAGAAGCUAGAAGUCCUGUAGCGAAACUUUUGGAUUCUGGAAAUCUUGUUCUUGUAGAUGAGAAAGGUGGAAAUUCUGAUGUCUUCUUGUGGCAAAGCUUUGAUUAUCCAUCUGACACACUGUUACCUGGUAUGAAGUAUGGAUGGGAUUUACGGACUGGUCUUAAUAGGCGCCUCACUUCAUGGAAGAACUCCGAUGACCCUUCCCCAGGAGCACUGAGUGGUGGAAUAGACCUUCAUGGAUAUCCUGAAUCAGCCAUGUGGAAGAAUUCCCGGAAAUACUUUCGAGGUGGUCCGUGGAAUGGAAUACGGUUCAGUGGUGCUCCUGAACUAAAGCCCAACCCAGUUUUCGAUUUCAAGUUUGUUUCUAAUCAGGAUGAGGUGUACUAUAUGUACCAGCUCAAGAAUAAAUCCGUGAUCACGAGGCUAGUCUUUAAUGAUACCACCUCUACAAGACAGCGUUAUGUAUGGGUGGAAGCUGAUCAAUCUUGGAGACUUUAUGGAGAAGUCCCGAGAGAUUAUUGUGACACUUACGAUCUUUGUGGUGCAAAUGGAGUCUGUGUUAUCAGCGACUCUCCUGUUUGCCAGUGCCUGGAAGGUUUUAAACCAAAAUCACCCGAAAGCUGGAACUCAAUGGACUGGUCUCAAGGAUGCAUUCUUACUGAGCCUUUAAACUGCUUGAAUCGAAAAGUGUUUGUCAAAUUUACUGGCCUGAAAUUACCAGAUACAACCAGUUCUUGGGUGAACGCUACUAUGAACCUGGCAGAGUGCAGGGCAACUUGCUUAAAAAAUUGCUCCUGUAUGGCUUACACAAACUUAGAUAUUAGAGGAAAAGGUAGCGGGUGUGCCCUCUGGUUCGGUAACUUGAUUGAUAUUAGGCAGUUUCCAGACAGUGGCCAGGACCUCUAUAUACGAAUCGAAGCUUCUAAUGAAGGGUUCCCUGCUGUGAAAGUAAUUAUUAUUGUGGUAAUCACUGUUGCUGUAUUUUCUGGUAUGUGUCUUGCCUGCUACUGCUUAUUCAGGAGAAAGAAAGGAAAAGCAGGUGAAGAGAGUCAAAAUAAUUGCCAGGAUUUACGCCCAACAGAAGAUCCAGACAUCCCAUUCUUUGAUUUGGCAACAAUAUCACAGGCCACCGAUGACUUCUCACUGAACAAUAAGCUUGGUGAAGGUGGUUUUGGACCUGUUUACAAGGGCACUCUAACAGAUGGACGGGAUAUUGCCGUGAAGAGGCUUUCAAAAAGUUCUGGACAGGGAUUGAACGAGUUCAAAAAUGAAGUGCGGCUGAUUGCAAAGCUUCAGCACAGAAAUCUCGUAAGGCUUAUCGGUAGCUGCAUCGACGGGGAAGAAAAGAUGCUAAUCUAUGAAUACAUGGCGAAUAAAAGCUUGAACUUCUUUCUUUUUGAUAAUAGAAGGAAGAGAGAUUUAAAUUGGUCUAAGCGUUUCCAGAUUAUAUGUGGAAUUGCUCGAGGUCUUCUUUAUCUUCAUCAGGACUCGAGGUUGAGAAUUAUUCAUAGAGAUCUCAAAGCAAGCAAUGUUUUGCUUGAUGAGGAAUUGAAUCCGAAGAUUUCAGACUUUGGAAUGGCAAGAACCUUUGGAGGAGAUCAGAAUGAAGACAGUACUAGAAGAGUUGUCGGAACAUACGGGUAUAUGGCUCCAGAGUAUGCACUUUAUGGUCUAUUCUCAGUGAAAUCCGACGUGUUUAGUUUUGGCAUUCUAUUAUUGGAGAUAAUAAGUGGAAAGAAAAACGGUUCCUUUAAUCAUUCAGAAUUCCACCAUAAUCUUAUAGGAUAUGCUUGGCAAGUUUGGACGGAAGGCAGACCACUCGAACUGAUCGAUUCCUCGUUGGAUGACUCUUGCUCUCUCCCUGAAAUGCUGCGAUGCGUGCAUGUAGCUCUCUUGUGCAUCCAGCAGAGCCCCGAUAACAGGCCGAAUAUGUCAUCUGUGGUUCUAAUGUUGAAUGGGGAGAGUACACUGCCGGAGCCAAAACAGCCGGGUUUUCUGAUAGACGUGAUGCCAACCGAAGUGUAUCCUUCAUCCAGCCAGCGGGAAACAUGUUCAGUAAAUGAAAUCACUUUCACGCUCUUGGAUGCCCGUUAGUGCAUGGGUCGAUAGCUCACGUGGACAUUGUGAUCGUAGCAAACAAAAAUCUUAGCCUAACUAUGUGAUUAUGAUGAGGUUUGGGAUGAACUCUUGAAGCAAAAAGCCAUAUUUUGUUCUAUGUGGUGGUGAUCUUUGUAGGGGUUGGUCUCUCUUCUUGAUGCCACUGAAAUAUAGAACAUUAUAGAAUGACCAUUUUAGCAAGCUUUCUAGAUUAGUAGCAAAAUAAGGAUACAAGAAUUGUUUGUGAAGUUUUCAGUUGCUUGUAUGAGAAAAAGGUCAUUUCUUUUGUCCACUGUUUCUCCAUGAACUACCAGAUUGAUUUUGCUUGUGGAGAUGGCAAAUGUGCUCAUUUGUA